This is a messenger RNA of Anthostomella pinea, 621 nucleotides long. Lineage: Eukaryota; Fungi; Ascomycota; Sordariomycetes; Xylariales; Xylariaceae. The record is from the annotation of a GenBank genome assembly.
AUGGAGACUGCCGGUGAUGCCGCCAAGGAUGCCGUCGCUGGUCCCGCCGUUGCUGAUGUCACUGAUGCUGUCGUUGAUGCCAUCGAGCCUUCAGCUGCCCGAGCACUCGAGCGAACGCCCUACGAGAUUUGGCUCCACGUGUUCAAGCAGCUCGACGAGACCUACUCCAUCCGCUCGCUGAGUCUGAGCUGCCGACUCUUCAAGAAGAUCCACGACGACAACCCCCAAGCUAUCUACGGGCCCCUCGCCCUCCGCCUCACAGAAGAAACCACUGGAAUCGCCUCCCUGGGCCUGGCUAACGCGGCAAUGAGGGUUAUGGCGGCCCGUAUGGUGGUGGAGCCCAGGCACUCACGCGGUUGGCGCUACCGCUCGACCGCGUACCAUCAAAGCGAAUUCGCAGCUGGUAGCGAAUGGGGUGGCGAUUGGGUGCCUUGCGUGUCGCAGUUCCGGCUGAUGGGUGACACCUUGCUGCCCAUAAUCAUUCACAACGCCCAACAAGCCAUUCGUUUGCUGAGGAAUUCUGGUCUCGUCGACUGCCAUCCGACCGCAGAGGACCUUGUGAUGAGCAGAGAGGACUUCCUCGGCAUGAUGAAGCCGCAGCUGAUACCGAGAAUCCAAUAG